This is a messenger RNA of Monopterus albus (swamp eel), 843 nucleotides long. RefSeq lists its product as uncharacterized. The coding region runs from base 181 to 843 and encodes 220 amino acids. The transcript has 7 exons. The record is from RefSeq and is a predicted model, not a curated record. Lineage: Eukaryota; Metazoa; Chordata; Actinopteri; Synbranchiformes; Synbranchidae.
CUAAGGAUAGAUCACACCAUUGUGAUUCUUGAUGCAGCCAAUAGAUGGAAAGGAGUCCAUGUAUAUAUUAUUAUAAUCACGUUGUUAAUGUGAGUUGUAGUUUGGUUUCAGUUUCCUGCAACCAACUAAGGCAGAAAAGUUUGAUUUAAGGGAAAGGGUUUCAUUACCUUAUCACUGACAAUGGCUACUCAACAGGGCAUGAGAACACAACAAGUGCUGGAAAGUGACACGGUUUUCAGAGAACGUGCUCUCACAAUUAUUCACGAAAUGGUGGAAAUGAGCAACACUUCUAAUGAUAUAGACUAUGCUACACAAUUAGUGGAUGAGGUUCUUCACAGCAUCUUCUUUCUGGGAAAGAUCAAUGACCCGCGAUUUUUCCCAGAAAAGAUUAUGAAAGAUGAAGAAAUGUUAAAUGAGUUGAAGGUGAACUACCCUCGGCCUUUUGAUCUCUAUUCCUCUCGACUACCCAGGCGGAGUCCAUUUUCAUGUGUGCUUGACAUGGUUGUUCACCUGACUGGUGAAAGGAACGAAGAUACAAUAAUAAACAGGCUGCGAGAGCUCUACCAUCAACUGUCUGACAUUACAAGCACUGAGAGCCCAGAUUCAGUCAGAUACUAUGGAGUCUCCAUGUCCACAUGUGGGAAGACUCCUGGGCAAAUCAUGGUUGCUGCCUGCUGUUUUGGUUACUGGGACAGUGAUAUAGCUGAUGCAGUGAUGACCCGCUACCCCGGCCGAAUGUCAAACUGUGAUGCAACCAUCAAACUUCCAGAGAAAAAAGAGAAGAAGCUGAUGAGAAAAGCAAAAUGUGGGUUUGUGGCAACUGUGCUGAAGUGGAAAGUGUAA